Molecule: messenger RNA, 1969 nt
Organism: Mobula hypostoma (lesser devil ray)
Lineage: Eukaryota; Metazoa; Chordata; Chondrichthyes; Myliobatiformes; Myliobatidae
Product: CD276 antigen-like
Exons: 6
Coding region: 94-936 (280 amino acids)
Biological process (GO): T cell receptor signaling pathway; regulation of cytokine production
Cellular component (GO): external side of plasma membrane
Molecular function (GO): signaling receptor binding
Source: RefSeq, a predicted model, not a curated record
CAGGGACAGACAUCAACAUUUGCCAUCUUCCAUUGACCGAGCGACACCCGUGAGGAAGAGAGCUAUCGGUCGCUGUGCAACGCCCUGCCCAGGAUGAAGGACUGGUUGCUGAGCCUGAACCUUUUGGUCAUGUGCGUGCAAGCAGUUGCAGGAGAACCAUCGGAAGUGGUGGGAAUGAAGGGAGAGCGUGUCAGCCUGCCGUGCACGCACAGGGACGAGGAACGCACUUUGCAGAAGAAGGUGCUGUUAUGGCAGAGGGGGGCAAUUGUCGUGCACGUUCAGAAUGCGACAGGCAGCCAGUUCGGUGAUCAGGAACGCAGGUACAAUAACCGGACGGAAGUGGAUGACCAGGAGUUUAGCCGGGGCAACUUCUCGCUGACCUUCGGACCACUGCAGCUGGAGGACGAGGGCGGCUACAUGUGUGUCGUGCUGAAGACCUCAGAGCAGUGGAAGACGCUGCACACUGCCCACAUUCAGCUCUAUGUAGCAGCCCAUUACAGCACACCCACUAUCGUUGGCCCAAAUCCGGAACGGGUACAAACUGGGGACUUGGUGAACUUGACCUGCCACUCGUCCGGUGGAUAUCCAGAGCCCACAGUGAGCUGGACAGACGGGGAGAGCAGAUCAUUACUCGAUAUGAGGCAGGACAACUUCAGCAAAGAUGCCGUCUCGGGGCUCUGGAGCAUCAGCAGUAUGAUCCAGGUGGAAGUGUCAGCCAAUUCCAGCUUCACCUGUACUGUCGUCAACACACGGACAAACAAGAGCACCACCUCCCCUGCCUGGUCCGGAUCCAACACGGGGAGCUCUGUACAGCAGCCACGCAGGAAUAUUCUCUUAUACGUCACCCUGUUGGUUAUCACCUUGGCUUUGCUGGUUGCUCUAGGCCUUGUGUAUCGGAGGACGACACGACGAAAAGGUACAGCUUGGAAGAAAUGAUUGUGGCUUGUCCCGAAGGUCAUCAAAUGAUUCCUAUGAGGAAAGAGACAGUUCUUCCAGACCAUUCUCCUUGUUAGAAUUCCUUCAUGAAUGCCAAUGAAUGGACAAACAGGCACAGCCAGUCCCAAACGAAAGGCCCACAUUCGUGGUGGUGGAUAGGGAGUAGACUGUGACAGACUUGGAGAGCUAACACAAGACAAGGGCGAAGGUUCAUCUUGUCAAACGGACAGCCCGAUCCGUUGUGGAUUUCAGGAGUUAGGGGAAGUGUCUAAUUUCUCACAGGCUUUGUUGCACCCUGUUUAAUUAUGGAGGGGAAGUGAGGAGGUGGCUGACUUCCCCACACCACACACGUACUCUUUUGGAAGGAGCCGAGGAUGUCGAGGACGCACAGGAAGACUUUGGAUGCACAUCGGGUUGGAAGGCUCUGGUGCUGGGAAGACAGGGACAGGUUAAUGGGAGAUUAAAUCCAUUUGCUCAAGGAGAGAGUCAGGAUGGGUCUGGUCCAUGUGUAAGGAUGGUGUUGGGAGGGCAGGUUAACAAGAGGCAGGAUCGGGUUGCUUGACUGAAUCAGAAGCAGCUUGACCCUGGGCAGAUGCAGCUUGACCCUGGGCAGAUGCAGGUCCUGAGACAGAAGGUUCAGAGCACAUCGAAUGGGACAUAUGAGUGAAUGAGGAAUAGCUGCCUCAAAUGAGGAGGGUCAGAGGAAGGGUGAUGUGAGGAAAUCAAUGGAGGAACGGGGGGAAAUAUUGCCACAAAAGUGAGCUGUUGCAAUUGGGAUGAAUAUCUGAUGAGAAUUUCCCAAAGGGCUGGAAAGACGGCAGGGGAAUUGGGAGGGAGGGUAAUAUUAACGGUAUGGGAAAGGGUAGUGUCAGGGUCAGGAUGAGGACAACAGGAAGAGUGGUCACACCUCCCAUCACAGAGAUUCUUUGAUUCAAGUGGUGGAGAAAAUAAAUCACACAUGGUGACAUCUAUGUACUUUGAUAAUAAAUUUACUUUGAACUUUUGGACAGGUGAACUUCAUUACAAUGUCUGG